Microsporum canis CBS 113480 is the source of this 468-nucleotide messenger RNA. RefSeq lists its product as hypothetical. Bases 1 to 468 code for a protein of 155 amino acids. The record is from RefSeq and is a predicted model, not a curated record. NCBI's taxonomy places the organism in Eukaryota, Fungi, Ascomycota, Eurotiomycetes, Onygenales, Arthrodermataceae. The transcript has 4 exons.
AUGUCCGGAUUUAUUCGUGCCUUCACCGUCUUUCCCAAGGAGAUGUUUCGUUUGAACAAUGGGAGAUCUAUUCGCUUACGUUGGUUCCCAGGCCCCAUAAAACCAGAGAAGAGGAGUUUCGACAUCUUAACUACAGAGGGGAAAGUUCUGCCCAAAGCUCUUGAUCCGCAGAACUAUAUCAGUCCAAAUGGAGCCUCGAUGCGCCCAAAUACUCCUAUUAUGCAGAACCUUGCCAGAACCUUCAAAGGCGCCUCUGUUUGCAUCUACUCCGUUCCCCCAGGUACUCCACUUCCGAGCGAUCUUAUUCUUGUCCACGAGUACACAGACCACUACUCUUUGCAGCCAAGGGAGGAAAUGACUGUAGAAGAACUUAAUCACAAAAUCACCAAUUUCCUACAAACGAAUAGCGAGUGUUUAACGAGAGAAAAAUGGCGCAAAAAGUACCCGCAUGCUACAGAGACUGCUUGA